Messenger RNA from Salvelinus namaycush (lake trout), 3054 nucleotides. RefSeq names its product alpha-protein kinase 3-like. Lineage: Eukaryota; Metazoa; Chordata; Actinopteri; Salmoniformes; Salmonidae. Gene Ontology annotation, biological process: cardiac muscle cell development; protein phosphorylation. Gene Ontology annotation, cellular component: nucleus. The record is from RefSeq and is a predicted model, not a curated record. The transcript has 13 exons. Gene Ontology annotation, molecular function: protein serine/threonine kinase activity; ATP binding. The coding region runs from base 1 to 3054 and encodes 1017 amino acids.
AUGGCACAUUUAACGGAGGAGACCCAGCCAUCCUUUGAGACGACAUUAAAGUCAAGAGCCGUAUCUGAAACCUGUAGCAUCAAGUUCACCUGUGAGGUGUCAGGUCACCCCGCUCCAGAAGUGACAUGGUAUAAAGAUGAUUUGCAAUUGGACAGAUACUGUGGACUACCUAAAUACAACAUUUCCCGCAAUGGACAAAACCAUUCACUGCACAUUUACAAUUGCACUAUGGAGGAUGCAGCCAUCUACCAGGCGUCAGCCAGGAACAACAAAGGCAUUGUGACCUGCUCUGGAGUCCUUGAGGUGGGGACGAUGAGCGAAUACAAGAUCCACCAGCAGUACUUCGCCAAGAUCAAACUGAAGGCCGAAAACACACGCAGAGAGCUGGAGGAGCCCAAGCCGUGGGACAAGGAGAACCACGGGUCUCCUGGUAGUCGCCAGGAAACACUGAGGACCAUCAGUCCAGACCGGUCCCAGAGGAAGCGACGGUCCCCCAUGGACCCCAGCCUCAGUGCCCCCAGCUUUAUGGAGGAUGAAGUGGUUGAGGAGAGCACUCAGGCUCAUGCUGGGGAGGCAGAGGCCAGGCUACAGGACACACCUGUGGUGGGAGAAGAAAAACGGGAAUCUAACAGGGCUGGGUCUUCCAAUGUCAAUGGACAGGCAGCUAUUACAGAAAAUAGCAGCAACAAAGGCCGGACGUAUGUUUACGAUUCAGUGGAGAAGUCUUUUGCUCCACACACACCAAAAACAUCACUGGCCAAGAAGAAGAUAAAGAUCUCCAAUGGAGAGGAUAGUGGGAUGACGGCUGAUAGCCAAGCAGGGAAGAAGCCUGAGGAGAGAGGGAUGAGUGAAGGAGAGGUCAGUGUGACACCCUGUCUGGUUGAGUCCUCACCCUCACUGGGGUCAUCAGAAGAGGCCCUGGAAGUGGAGAGUGCUGUUGAAACUUCAGCCUCAAAGACAAAGAGUGUAAAAUACAUGAAUCAGUCUGAGAGAGCCCCACUGAACAACACUGUGUCAGUAAUGGAAGAAGUGAAGGUCCAAGUGAAGGAGAAAGUACCUGUACAAACCCCACCACACAACGGAGAGCCUAGCAUCCUGUCUCCUUCUACUGGGCUCCUCUCUACAGGGGAAACCGUCUCAGGGAAUAAGAGUCAGAAUGCUGCAGUGGCUCAGCCUGGUCCUCAGACUGUACAAAGGUUUGAUGUACAAAGGUUUGAUACCAAGGGUUCCCCAAGUAGUGAGACACAAGGGUCAGUACCUGUUCCCACCAUUCCGUUGGAUAGCAAAAGCUCUCCAUCCAAGGAGGUGAAAGUUGAGGAAUAUUCAAAGCCAGACUCUAAAACAUCUGUCUCAGUCACUGAAAGCAGUACUGGCCUGCUGAAGGGAUCAGACAGUGUGUCCCCCAUGCCCUCAGCCACCCCACAGGAGCUGGCCUCCGGCGCUAGACGCAAAAUCUUAAUCCCGAAACCCAAAGGAGAGGACCCUGAAGCUGUUGCUUCACAGAUUGACACCCAGAGUCCCCAGAGAGAGGAGGUCCUCAGGAUGAGCUCCAGGCUAUCCCCAGAGUCCUCCUCUCCCAUGUCCCCUGGUCUGUCCCGCAGGUCGCCCCUGCUGCAGCCCCCCAAUGGCCAGCGCACCCCUCCAACAGAGAGACGCUCCCCACUGCUCAGUAGGAGGAAGCUGGCUCCAACACCAGAGACCCUCAAAAAGAGCCAGGAACCUGCCCUGGAGACAACCGACGCUACCAAGACUGAGGAGAAACCAGCUAAGAAGGACAAGCAUAACCCAUUCAAAGCUCCUCAGGUCAUCAGGAAGAUUAGAGGAGAGCCCUUCUCAGAUGCGGCAGGACAUCUGAAGCUGUGGUGCCAGUUCUUCAACGUUCUUAGUGACUCCACAAUUAAGUGGAUCAAGGAUGAGGUGGAGAUCGCUGAGGUUAAAAGAAGUGCAGGAGAUGAGACUCAGGUAGCCUUGGCUAUUGUCCAGACAUCCAGCAGAGACUGUGGAGUUUAUGGCUGCACCAUCACUAAUGAAUACGGGACAGACACAACAGACUUCCUACUGAGUGUUGACAUACUCUCUGGCAUGUUUCUGCGUGAGGAUCAAGAAGUGGGAGAGGAGAUAGAGAUGAGUCCACUACUGUUCACCAAGGGCCUGGCUGACUCUGGCGUCUGGGGAAGUAAGCUCUUUGGGCGUAUCAUGAUGGAGGAGGACCAUAUAGGAGAGGGCUGCUCCCACAAGGCCUGCAGAGUGAAGGUCAUCUAUGGGCUGGAGCCAGUGUUUGAGUCUGGGACCACAUGUUACAUCAAGGUGAAGAGCCCCAUCGCCUACUACGGAGUCAAGGAGGAGAGCAACCUGGUCGAGAGGAACCUGGCAAUCACCCAACAGGAAUGUAGACUUCAGAACAUUGCUCGUGAAUACUGCAAGAUCUUUGCUGCGGAAUGUAGGGUGAUAGGAACCUUUGGAGAAGCGCUGGAAGUGAUCCCAGUCCACCUUAUGUAUCGGCCUGCCAACACCAUUCCCCAUGCUACGGUGGAGUCUGACCUGAAGGGGGUCUAUCUGAGGUACUGUCUGAUGGACGCUACAGGCCGGCUGGUCAUGAGAACUGGCUCAGAGGCGGCACUGAAGUGUUGUGCUCUGCAGCACUGGAUCCUCCAGUGGACCAAUGGAAACCUGCUGCUCACUCGGAUGGAAGGUGUUGACUUCAAGAUCACAAACGUUGGAAUUUCCAUCAAAUCAAAAGGGUACCAAAGUCUCACAAUCACAGAGAACCCCAAUGUGUUUGAGCAGUUUGUCUCUCAGCACCAGUGUAACUACUACUGCGGCCUCCUCAGCCUGAGGUCCCUGAAGACACAGGACUCCCUGCAGACCCCAGCCAAACCCAAGUGCUCCAGGAGCCCCCUGCUCCACCGCAAGAUGGGCGGCUCCUCCAGUCCCCAGCCCUCCAGGAAGGCCACAGGAAGCCCCCGGCUGAUCAAAAAGCCAGCACAGCCAGAGGACAGCAAAGCCACCGCCAAGCACAAGGCCGUUGAUGUUCCCAAUGUUGUCCGAAGUUAG